CAACUGAGAAUGCUCAUUUAGCAGUCAGUAGUCGCACAGUCCAGAGCUAACCACCAUGAUGGCAUUUGCUGGUUUACCAAGCAAAGAAAAAUCAUCCGCCUUCACGCCAUUUCGAAUGGAAACAACAGGAAAUAACUGUGUUCAAGAAAUUAGCUCCCCGAUGCCUUUUUACCAGACACACUCCCCGCCUGGUUCGCCGCAUUUCCUGCCAUUUCCACCAUGUUACGCCAGUCAGUUCUACACCGAGUUCAGCUACAUUCAUCGGCGAGAAGAGAGCAAGAUGCAGGCCAACAUCACCAACUCUUUUUUUCACUCAUCUGUGUUCGGCUAUCACGUAACAGAAGAAGAAAAACCGAGUCAGUCUUACAUUGGGUUGAUUGGCAAAGCAAUUAUGAGUGUUCCCCAGAAGAAACUCGUACUCAGUGAUAUCUACAACUACAUUUUGACACAUUACCCGUAUUUCCGCAACAAGGGAGCGGGAUGGCGAAACAGCAUCCGGCACAAUCUUAGCCUGAAUGAGUGCUUCGUUAAAGUAGGACGUAGCCCGAACGGGAAAGGACAUUUUUGGGCGAUUAAUCCUGAAAAUUACGAGGACUUUAGUAAGGGCGAGUACAGACGAAAGAGGGUGAGCAAGAAACGAACGGCUUCAACUGAUGGCGUGGCCAGAACGAGCGAGAAAGACAGAAUUGUCGAGAAGAAGCCCGAUGAACAAGUAACGUGCACUAAGAGGGCGCGUAAGCAAGAUCAAUACAAAGAACUUCUAACGGGGCUAUUGACUACAGCAAAAUUUGGUUUUCCGAAAAUUUGCGAGUCAAAACCUACCGAAUACCGAGGCUUCCACAUUGAGAACAUUCUUUCUGGGAUCAAAACCGAAAAACGGGUGUAGUCUAGGAAUAUUUUUAAUAUGUAUAACUUGAUAGUUAUCUUAAUUUGUAAAUAGUGAAUAUGGAAUUAAUAUGUUUAGCGUUUUUGCAGCUGGUUAUGUCAGUAAAAGCAAAAGAUCACGAUCCAUUGUGUACAUACUUAUUAUUGAAUGAUAAAAUGAAUACAUGUGCUGCCAGGA
This is a messenger RNA of Nematostella vectensis (starlet sea anemone), 1063 nucleotides long. Its product is annotated as forkhead box protein I1. Gene Ontology annotation, molecular function: DNA-binding transcription factor activity, RNA polymerase II-specific; RNA polymerase II cis-regulatory region sequence-specific DNA binding. Gene Ontology annotation, biological process: cell differentiation; anatomical structure morphogenesis; regulation of transcription by RNA polymerase II. The record is from RefSeq and is a predicted model, not a curated record. Bases 56 to 886 code for a protein of 276 amino acids. The transcript has a single exon. NCBI's taxonomy places the organism in Eukaryota, Metazoa, Cnidaria, Anthozoa, Actiniaria, Edwardsiidae.